Messenger RNA from Eruca vesicaria subsp. sativa (arugula), 1194 nucleotides. The record is from the annotation of a GenBank genome assembly. Lineage: Eukaryota; Viridiplantae; Streptophyta; Magnoliopsida; Brassicales; Brassicaceae.
AUGGGUGGCCUUACGCACCUCAUCGUAUUCGUCUCCAUGUUUGCCGCAAUAACUCUGAUAUCAGAAGCCCAAUACAUUCUCCCGAUCUUCAAAGACGAACCCUCCAAACAAUAUCACACAAUUGUCUUCACCGGAUCCGCCACGUCGUCGUCUCCCGUUAACCUCCUCCUCGAUCUCGGAACCAACCUCCCCUGGCUCAACUGCCGCAACAUCAAAUCUUUAUCGUCCCUCCGCGUCGUCACUUGCCAGAGCUCCACAUGCAAAUCCAUCCCCGGCAACGCCUGCGACGGGAAACACUGCCUUUACCGUGAACCAAACCCUUUCCUCACAAACCACACUGUGACCAAAACCGACCGUGUCGUUCAAGACAAAGCCACAAUCUUCACUACAGUGAACGGACAGCCACCCUCCCUUGUCUCUUUCAGCCCCUUCAUGUUCUCCUGUGCCGUCAAGAAAAACCUCCAAGGCCUUGCCUCCCCGAUCGCCGGAGUUCUUGGUCUUUCUCCGGGAGAGUUUCCGUUCUGGAGACAGGUGACGUCAGCGUUUAACGUCGUCCCGAAGUUUGCUCUCUGCUUGCCUUCUUCCAACAUCGGUAAAUUCUAUAUGGGCAGCACAAGUUCCUUUAAUACCCCGCUGUUCGGUGGAAAUAAUCCAGUUCCGAUGACUAUGACGCCGUUGAAAAUUGCAUCGGGAAAAUAUCUAAUCUCCGUCGAGUCAAUCUACGUUGACGGAGUUCCUUUGCCGUUGAACCCAAGUUUGCUUGAGGGUGGAGCCAAGCUCAGCACGGUGGUUCCAUACACCGUACUACAAACUGAUAUCUACAAUGCUCUUGCUCAGUCUUUUACGCUUAAAGCAACGAAAAUAGGAAUGACUGAGACCACAGGACAUGCGCCAUUUAAACACUGUUAUGAAGAAGGCGCUUCCGGGAAAAACAUGGAUGUGUCGGUGAUGGAGAUUGGGCUGCCAGGGAAUGGAAGGGAGGUGAAGUGGAGGUUUCAAGGUGCGAAUAUGGUAGAGAGAGUGUCAGAGACGGUGAUUUGUUUGGCGUUUGUCGACGGAGGAAAGAAUCCUAAUGAGUCCAUGGUCAUUGGGACACAGCAACUUCAAGAAUAUUUGAUCGAAUUCGAUUUUAGCACCACGCGAAUGGCUUUUAGCGACCCACUUGUGCUCCAUAACACUAGCUGCUCUAGGUAG